GGUCUUCUGUACCGCGGCGCCGGCCUGACGAAAUCUUGGAGCUGUCCGCGUGCCGCGGUGACUGAGACUCCGCACCCGGAUCCCGAGCUCGGCGACCCAGCAAGGGGGCGGUGAGAGAGAGCGCGUGAUUUGGCAGGUGACUGAUCCACAUAUCAAAAGAAUAUGGCUGCACAAAUAUCAGAAACUGAUCAGAUUAAACAGUUUAAAGAAUUUCUUGGAACUUACAAUAAACUCACAGAAACCUGUUUUCUGGAUUGUGUUAAAGACUUCACAACAAGAGAGGUCAAACCAGAAGAGUCUACCUGCUCCGAACACUGCCUACAAAAAUAUUUAAAAAUGACACAAAGAAUAUCCUUGAGAUUUCAAGAGUAUCAUAUUCAACAGAAUGAAGCUCUGGCUGCCAAAGCAGGACUCCUUGGCCAACCACGAUAGACAAGUGUUUGUGGAUGGACCUUUCCGUAAAGCAGUGCCAGCAGUUGUUGCAUUGGAAGUGGGAGUUCUUUUGACCUUAAACUGUUGUGGAUAUUUUCACCAUGUCAGUGAUUGUGAGCAUUUGGCAAGAGGAAACCAUUGGAGAAACUAAUGUUCUUCUUACCAGGAAUAAGCAAAGUACAAGAUCUUGUCUUAUUGUGCAAUGAAAAUAUUAAGAUGCAACCUUUGUUGGGGCCUUAAAAUUCAACAGCUUGGCCACUUGAUUAGCAAAAUAAACCAUUGUUUCUUCA
Trichosurus vulpecula (common brushtail) is the source of this 722-nucleotide messenger RNA. It is a transcript of the gene TIMM9, whose product is annotated as translocase of inner mitochondrial membrane 9. The transcript is spliced from 4 exons. The record is from RefSeq and is a predicted model, not a curated record. Bases 163 to 432 code for a protein of 89 amino acids. Lineage: Eukaryota; Metazoa; Chordata; Mammalia; Diprotodontia; Phalangeridae.